AAACAUUCCAAGAUGGAGUUGUUGUGUGCGUUGCGACGAUCAUUUUUGUACGGCUAAAACAACAUUGUUAGGGUGUUUAGGUAUGAUGUUUAUAGUUUGGAGUUGAGGAAACUGCAUCUCAACAAAACGCUGAGCUGCAUUCCAAUGUCAUUAUAAAUGGCUUUAGUUCAGAAUGCCCUUCAGUUGCAAAGUGUAUACAACAUGGAACCCAACUUGCAGUGUCCAAGCUCGGCUCUUGCUCGAGGUGUACACAUUACCGAGUACAAAGACACCAGGAUCAAUCCAAACCCUAUGGUCUUCGAAGAGUCAGACCUGCUUAUAGAACAGUAUUUGUCUCCAAAUAAACUGCCCACAGACCCUGACUCUCAAACAGAAAAUUUAACUGAGCGUCUGAUAACAGGUGUAGAGAAUCUGGAUGAGGUGGAAUCGCUGGAACUGAAGGUCAACACAGAGGAGACGAGUCUGGGUAACUUUGGAUCCCUGUUGCCAAACCUCCAUCAGCUCAAAUUGUCAGACAGUGUCAUUCCACGGAUAAGAGACGUGGGAUCAUCACUAAGAAAUGUUCAUGUCAUGUGGAUGUCCCGCUGUGGACUGAAUGAACUUGAUGGAAUAUCUUCCAUGUCUAGUCUCAAAGAGAUUUAUCUGUCAUACAAUGAUAUAUCAGAUAUCAGCCCUUUGAGCAUGCUUGAUACUCUGCAGAUUCUCGAUUUGGAGGGCAACAACAUUGAUGACAUAGCUCAAGUUCAGUAUCUGUCUCUGUGUCAGAAUCUCAAGAGUCUUGCCUUGGAGGGCAACCCUGUCUGUGUUGCCCCGACGCCAGACAGCACAAAGAUUUCGUACAACUAUCGAUCAGCUGUUAAGAAAAUUCUACCUCAUCUUCGGAUUCUUGAUGAUGAGGCUUUGAUUGAAGGUCAGGUACCAAAGGUGAAACCAAAUGCCUUUGACGAUGACUGGGCAUAUCUUCAGGAAUUGCAAAAAGAUGCCUUGAUGAUGGAGGAACCGUUAGAAAGUCAAGACAACACUGAAUCAGAAGAAGGCUCUGCCCCUGGAUCUGCCAGGAAUUCACGACCUAGUACAGCUGCCCUGCGACCCGCUACCUCAUACAAACCAGGCUCUACUCUGAGGCCUAUGUCAGCAUUUCGACCAUUAACCAGUAUGCGACGGCCUGCUACAGUAGACAUUGCUCGACCCACUACUUCUGCUGAUCGACCGCCAUCAGCUAACAGACCUCACUCAAGUGAUGUGGAGGUGGAUCCAGUAAGUGAGUUGACUGCAGGCAUAGUCAUCUGUGGUAACCCAUCACGAGCACUACGGACACGCAGAAAAGCUACCCAGUCUGAUGUCGGGGAAGAGAAAGCAAAAGCCAGAUUAUUUGCUGAGAAGAGCUUCCAAGUAGAACAUUCAUAUUAUGUAGAACCAGAUGAUGACCAACACAUGGCCAGUGUAGUGCAGGAGCUGAAGGAGUGGAGAGUCCAUCAUGAUAGGAGAAUGCAGAGGAUUUUAGAAAGUAAAGCACCCCAGGUGUUAGUGAUAGACGAGAAUACACAAUUAUCUUUGUCAGACUCGGAUUCCGAUGAGGAGGAUAUUGAUCUGUCACCCAUUUUAUUCUCUAGAAAAAACAAUUUAACCGAACAGACUGUUAACACAAACAUUAUCAAACCGGACCUCUCCAGUGCAAGUUUUCACGGAUUUAAACAUGAUGAAUCAUUCGAAUUAGAUGAAAUUAGUCCAGAUAAAAAGUUAGGUUAUGCAGGCAGGCUACCUGAGUUCCUGAGACACCCUAAAGAAUCCAGGUCAAACACUUGUAGUGAAUCGGAAGUGGUGACAACAGCUACAGGAUUGCCAAUGCCCGUCAUCAGGAGCAGUCCGCUCGAACUAGUUUUUCCAAAUUCGAGACCUGCGACAGCACGUGCAGCAUUAGGUUUCUCAAACUCUGCACGCAUGCGGCGACAGCUUCCUGAGGUCCCCUGCUUGCCACCCCGCCCUCCAGUGCGAAAGUCUUAGCAUGGGACCGUCCCACAUUCUCCGUCCGAUCACAUUCCGUCCAGUCAUACUGCUGUGAUAUUGUCGUGUCGUGGUUGUGUGGACCAAGAACAGUGACAGAGAUGAGCCAGGAGCCAGCCCUCUUGUCUAGUCACUCUGUCAAGAUGCGUCAGCUUCUUAAAGUUGUCCAUCGGAAUUGCAAACAGUUAAAAUUCAUGCUUUAUAACACUGAAGCUGUUUUGGAAUAUAUUGCAGCUUUUUUCCAAAGCCAAAAUGAGAUGGCAUAAUUAUGACAGGAGAUGCAUGAUAAGACAUCUGAUGUUCUAAUAUUACAGAGAAAAUAGGAAACAUCAAGAUUCGUUGUAGCACCGUACUUCACUUGUACACAGAUACUUUGUCAUAGCCAGUUUUAAAAAACAUCAGUUACUUUCAGACAUGAACCAAACUGUAGCAUGCAGUUGUAAAUAUAUUUAUUGAUAUAUAUUUUUUAAAAACAAGUUAAUGUUUACAAUUUGUUAUUUAAAAAUAAUUAUAUUUAUCACAGCAUUAAUAGUUAGAAUGACACAAAAGGGUGUUAAAUCUUGAGGAUUAUAAACAUCUGUGGCAGAGUGAUGUCAGAAUGUCCCAGAUCGGGUCAAAAAGUAUUACCGAGUGCUCUUUCUGAAAUGAUCACAUUAAUCAGGGUGUGAGUUGGUCAGCAGAAAAUAGGCCAGGUGCUUUUAAAAAUGCACAACCAUUGUGAUCACUUCUAGAAUAGCCCAAGUGUGAGUGGAAAGGGCUUUGUAAAACUAUUUAAAUUAUUUAUUUAUUAUAUGAAGCCUGUAAGAAAUGGGGGAGGGUGUGCAAAAAUGUGUGUCUUUUUGUUUUGUUGUCCUGCUGCAUAUAAAUAAAGACUAGAGAUUGUGUCUCCCACCACUUCAGAUGUCAUUCCUGCUGGCAUUAUAUAUACAUAGGGAUGAAAUGUAUAGAUCGAGGGAAACCAUAAAUGUCAUAUUCAAUGACGAAAGUCACAUUAUCCCCACGGUGGAAUUGUUUAUGGUAUUUUCAGAGUAUGGAAUAUUGUAAAUGUGGAAUAGUACAUGCCAGACUUGCUCAAUUCAUUGGUUUAAAGUUACAACGGGUUUUUUUGGGGGGUUUAUUUCAUACAAAGCAUCCACAGUUAACUCUACAAUAACCAUUUUACCAUGCAAAUUGCAUCAUCACACACAUAUAUGUAGAUAACCAGUUUUAUCACUUGCUUCAAAGUGAAAACAUGUUUGUGAAAAUUGUUAAUAAAUUGACAGUACUUACAAUGUAUAUCAAUUUGACCACACAUCUGUGAAAAAAAGAUACAUUUAAGUAUAUGGCAUCAUACAUUGUACUGCAAGUUCAGCAUUCGUUAACCACUUAAAACAUGGCAAUUUUACAAAAACGUUUAUACAACUAUAAAUAGGCCAUUUCAUGUAUUUUUGUUAAAUAUAUUUUUCAUGUUGUGAAUUAAUUUGAUUCCACAAGUAAGUUGACAUACAAAAAAAAAAAAAUCAUAUUUCACAUGCUAUAUAUUGUUUGGAGAUGUUAACAAAUGACGUUUUUUUAUUUGGUUGCUAUUCAUUUAAGGGUAUACAUCAUAUAUUUGUUUAACCCCUUCCCUCAAGGUGCAAAUGUAGUUUUGUAUGUUACUCUUAAUAACAACACAAAUCUGUCUCCCAAAAUUGUUAGUAUUGAAGUUUAAUGCACUUGGGUGUGUGUGGGUGUGUGUGUGGGUGUGUAUGUGUUGCUUACAAGAUUGAAAACGAGUAUUCACAGAUUUAUAAUAUUAAUAAUCUGAGAAUAAACCAAAGAUAAUUUAGUUUUCCUGAUAAAAAAUAGUCAAAAAUUGUUCUUGCUUUGAUAAUGUUGAAUUAAUUUGCAUUAAAAGGUUGUUUUGUGAACACUUUGUAGUUCUACCCGCCAAAAGGAAGUGUUUUGUAUAUAAAGUGUAAACCAAGAUCAAUGAGUGUGUUUGUAUAUAUUUGUAUCCUGUUAAGUUUCAUUUUAAAUUAAUUUGGCUUCAGAAAGAAAGUGUAUAAUGAACACUUUUGUUUUAAAGAUCACUUAAUGAAUACAUGUUAUAACUUGUACAAGUUAAAAAGCACUAGGCAUCCCAUAGAUCUGUUUUCUUCAACAAUUGUGUAAUUGUUGCCAAUGAAAUACAAAACAUAAUGAGACACUCAGUUACUGGAUGGGUGUAUCAUAUGGUUAAUAACUGGUGCAGCCCUCUUCACAUUCUAUGGAUUUCAAAGGUAGUUUUAUUUCCAUUCCAGCUGCAACAGAGGAUUCAUUUCAUUCAGUAGUUCCAUAAUCCUAAUCCUUUAUUUUCAGUACCCCAAGGAUUCUCAUUUGGAUCCAGUGCUAAGUGUUGCAUAUUAUCAAAUUAACAGCAGGGGCCUAAUUCACUAAACUCGCAACUUUGUGAUCUCGCAGUGCAAUGCUAAAAGACUUGCAAAGAGGAUGCUUUGUUGUCUAGCAGAGCCUAAGAGACCUUCGUGAAUUAGGCCCUGGUCUUUAAAAUGGGUUGUAGUACUGGUACAGCAUGUACUUAGAAGCUGAUAAAUAUGAUGGUUGAAAUGUUCAAAACAUUAUAUUGAAACAGUAUUUUGCAUCAUACUUCUAUUCUGCAGUUAAUUGCCUUUCAUUGUUCUUCCAUGGAAAGGAAAGAAAAGGCUAGAAAGUUGUUGCCAAACAAGACUUCUUCCAUGCAUAACAUUUCCCCCCCCCCAUCUAACCAAUGAAUUUUCUACUCCCAUAUACCAAAUAAAAUAAAGACGACUGCUCUAGCAUAAUUAAGAAGGCAGGUUUUUUUGUGUGUUUUUUGGUGGGGGUCUAUGCUUUAUAACUUGCUACCAAGUCUUGCAAAUUAUUGUGAAGUACAAUAGAGAAAUUUUACUUUAAUCUUUGACAAUACGAAUGGGGAAUGGGGUGUAUCUCAGCAGUAGUACUUGCCCAAGUUGCGACCUAUUGUUUUGCCACAUCUGCCAAAACCAGAGUCCCACAACUGGCUUAUAAAAGAUCCCUUGCUGCUAAUUAGUGGAGCAGUUUUCCUAUCUUAUGUUGGUGCUACACCAAUUACGGUUUCACCAGUGCACAUCAAUGUGCUUUAAACUGGAAGUGAAUAGAACUGGAAGUUGAUCAUGACACCUUUGAUACACUGGCCACGAAAGCGCAAUGAAGCACUUUGGAACGUGCUACACCAAAUGCGUGUAAUAGGAGGGUUCUGCUGCUUUAAUAUGAUGACAGGUAAUUUACCUGUGUUUUUGAUUCCAUAUGACGCCAUCCAGGUUUCCUUUACCUUUAAAAUACAAAAGUAACCUGCAAAGUGGAGGAUGUGAAUGGCCUGUAUCGCUUUUGUAUGACGUGACAUCAUAUAUAGAACCGAACUGAACUGAAAUGUUUUCGAAGCGCUUGUAACCAAAUUUAAUGUAACAACUGGAAGUAAUCACAUUCAAUGCACCUCGAUGUGCUUUGGGUGUUUAGUCUAGCACCAACAUUAUACUCUAGCAUAGCUGCAGUUUAAAAUGAGUUGAGAGUUGUUAAAUAGUCCUUUCCAUUUCUGGUUCUUAGUGUCCUAUGUUUUAGAAAAUAUGUUCCUAGACUAAUUGACUGAUGACUGUUAAAUCUUAAUUUGAUUAAUGAUUUUACUAGACAUUCUUACCAUGUUCAUUUCAAUAAUAUGUGAUCUUUUGAGUUUCUAGCAAGGUUUUUGAAAAUUAAAUUGGCUCACAUGAAAUAUUGCUUAAAUGUUAAUUGACAUCACCUAAGUUGAGCUUAGUUAAUUUAAUAAUUCUUUUGUCGGUACAUAUCAUAACUUGUUGUCAGUACUGACCAAGCGCUUAAUUUCCUUAAAGCCACUGACCCCAGUUAUUAGGCUAGGUAAAAUAUUUUGAUCUUUUGUUUUGCAUUAAACUUACAGAUAAAAACUACUUAGAUAUUUUUCGUUAUCAAUUUGGGCAAAUCCAACAUGUUUAUAAUCAUCCUGCAGGGUCCCAUUUCACGAAGUGAACUUAGCACUAAAAUCACCAUAAGUGCAUAACAACCGUAUGCACUUAAUGAGAUCCUACCACCAUAGCUCAAAAUUAAUUUUUAUGCAAAACAGAAAAAGUACUGUACAUACCAUGGAUAUUAAAAUCAGUGGUUUUAAGAUUAAUUAAGCAUUUCAAGGUCCCAGGAAUUGACUUUGGAUGCAAACCAGAAUGGAUGUUGAGAUAAUCUGUUAAAAAUUUCUAGACCAUGAUCUAUUUCAUUUGAAGCAAAUGUUAUCAAUAAAUGUAGUUAAAUUUAAUAGUCUCUAUAAAUUGUUGUCUUUACAAACUGUAUUUGAAUAUUUAGUUUGUGAAAAAAAAUGGUUACCUGGAAAUCUUGUACACACAUCACGUUCUGUGCCUUGCUGAUUCAGUUUAUUUAGCCUCCCAACUUCAUUCAAACACAAUGUUAAGACUUUAUUGUUGUAGUGAAUUCUAAUUAACAUGUAAAAAUAGUGUUUGCAUUCUACACUUUGUUGUUAAUUUGUGGAUGUCUAAAUUAAUUUAUUUUAAAUCUCUGUAUAUAAUAUUAAAAUAUACAUUGUAAAUAUUUUUUUAUCUUUCACGAAAACCAAACCAAUGAAUACAGAAUUAAAUGGUGAAGUGUA
Messenger RNA from Gigantopelta aegis, 6628 nucleotides. Its product is annotated as leucine-rich repeat-containing protein 56-like. Gene Ontology annotation, molecular function: protein binding. Lineage: Eukaryota; Metazoa; Mollusca; Gastropoda; Neomphalida; Peltospiridae. The transcript is spliced from 13 exons. The coding region runs from base 157 to 2004 and encodes 615 amino acids. The record is from RefSeq and is a predicted model, not a curated record.